This is a messenger RNA of Bufo bufo (common toad), 3996 nucleotides long. RefSeq names its product protocadherin 12 (gene PCDH12). Gene Ontology annotation, molecular function: calcium ion binding. Gene Ontology annotation, biological process: homophilic cell-cell adhesion. The transcript has 4 exons. Gene Ontology annotation, cellular component: plasma membrane. NCBI's taxonomy places the organism in Eukaryota, Metazoa, Chordata, Amphibia, Anura, Bufonidae. The record is from RefSeq and is a predicted model, not a curated record. Bases 216 to 3734 code for a protein of 1172 amino acids.
UUCUUCCCCACAUCAUGCACAACCUUUUGUGUGAACACACUGAAUUGUGCAAAUGCAAGAAACCGUGUCAGAAACAACAGACCUAGUCUGUACCACAGACUCCAUGCAUUCAACAGCAGCAAGGAUACAAAUGUAAAGAAGAAUUUGAAGACCUCCUGUUGAACUUCACAACUUUUUUUGAGAAGUCUUUUAUUUUGUCCUUGUUGCAGUAAACCAUGGUUGGGAUUCUUAAAGUCAUCAGCCAUAUCUAUGCUUUUCUACUUAUUUGCUCCUACCACAAAAGCCAUUGCAAGAACUCAUCUUCUUUAAUGGUGAGGUUUCGCGUCAAAGAAGAAGUGCCCAUUGGCACACUUAUAGGACACAUUUCUGAUGUUCCCGGCUGGAUAAAGGAUUUGAAUGAGGAAUACCAGAUCAUGCAGGAGACUAAUUCUUUUCCAGUGCAAGUGGGCUUGAAAAGUGGAUCAAUAACAACCACGGGACGUCUGGAUAGAGAACAGCUUUGUCAUGUCCACGGACAUUGUAUCUUGUCUUUUAAUGUCCUGGCUACCAAGGUCUUGUCAUUAGUACAUGUAGAAGUUGAAGUUUUGGAUAUUAAUGAUAAUGAACCAAUAUUCCCUAAACCGGAACUGGAUUUGGAGAUAUCAGAGAGUGCAUCUCUACGCACAAGGAUUCCUCUUGACAGAGCAUGGGAUCCUGACAGUGGCAGCAAUGCUGUAAAGCUAUAUACCCUUUCACCCAAUGACCACUUCACUUUAAAUAUUACUUCUAGUUCUGAUGGUAAACAUCCAGAAUUGGUGGUGGUAAAGGAGCUUGAUAGAGAACAGCAAUCUUCUUUCAAUCUAGUCCUAACUGCAUUGGAUGGAGGGCAUCCACAAAAAUCUGGGACUGUUCAAGUCAAAAUUAAUGUUUUGGACUCUAAUGAUAACAGCCCAACCUUUGGGGAAAACUCUGUUAUUAUAGAAGUCUCAGAAGACACAUCACCUGGUACAAUCCUCAUAAAUCUUACUGCUACUGACCCAGAUCAAGGUCAAAAUGGGGAAAUAGAGUUCUCAUUUAGUAAACAUAAUUCUCACCAUGUCCUCAAUAUGUUCACCAUUGACUCAAAAUCAGGUGGAAUAGUUUUGAGAAAGUCACUUGAUCAUGAGGAAAGAAGUUCUUAUGAACUAGAUGUGCAGGCAAAGGAUUUAGGACCUAAUCCUAUCCCUACCCACUGCAAAGUAGUCAUCAAGGUUUUAGAUAUUAAUGAUAAUGCACCAGAUAUUAAAGUCACUUGGGCUUCCAAAGAUUCAUCAGAGAUUGUGGUAUCUGAAGCUGUUCCACUGGGUAGCUUUGUAGCUCUGAUUAUACUCAAUGAUCCAGAUUCAGGUGAGAAUGGACAAGUGCACUGCCAUUUAGUUCAAGAUCAUUCACAUUUUACUUUGCAGAAAUCAAAUGGCAACAGUUAUAUUUUAAUAACCAAUGCCAUACUGGACAGAGAAAAGUGGGAUGAGUAUGAAAUAACCAUCCAAGCUAAAGAUCAAGGUGAGCCCUCAUUUUCUGCUACAAAAUCCUUAAAAAUUCGAGUGAGUGAUGCAAAUGACAACCCUCCCAUUUUUGAGAGGCUGAGUUAUGAUGUCUUACUAGAUGAAAACAAUGGUCCUUUCAGUCAUCUCCUUUCUUUAAAUGCUCAUGAUAUUGAUCUGGGAGAUAAUGCUGAAGUCACAUACAGUAUUGUUGACUCUGUCAUCUAUGGAAUACCAGUAUCUACAUUAGUUUCCAUCCACCCCAGAACAGGUGAGAUUGUUGUUCUUAAGUCCAUAGACUAUGAGGAAAUUAAAGAAAUUCAGUUCUUGGUCCAAGCAGAAGAUAAUGGUAACCCUAGACUUGGCAGCAAUGCUUCAGUCAAAAUAUUUGUAAAGGACAAAAACGAUAAUAGUCCACUAAUUAUGCAACCAAAGCUUAAGAGAGGCCGGGCUAGCAUUACAGUCCUAGUUAAUGCUGAGACAGGAUAUUUUCUUUCUGCCAUGGAAGUUUCCAGUUCAGAAGCUUUUGGAUAUACUUCAGAUGAAAUAUUAUCAGAGACUGCAAAGCUCAAUAUACACCCACUAUAUCAAGUUGUAGCUACUGAUGCAGACUCAGAAGAAAAUGCUAAACUUAUCUACCACCUAAAAGGUAACCACCAAGGCUUAUUUAUUAUGAAUGAACAUUUAGGACAUAUAUACCUAAAUGCAAGCAAUGCCAGUAACCUUAUUGGAAAUGCAUUUGACUUGGAGGUCACGGUUGUAGAUUGUGGAACACCUCAUCAAGAGGCAAAAGCUCUUCUUCAAGUUAUGUUCAGUAGCCACUUGGACCACCUGAAAAAUUCAGCAAGUGAAUCCAAUGGAAAGCUAAGCUUAUCUAUGGUGAUUGUUAUUUGUCUGGCUGUCCUUUUGGCUGUAUGUCUUCUAAUUUUAGCUCUUGUAAUGUCCUUUUGUCGAGUAGAUAGGAAGGACAACAGAGCUUACAACUGUAGGGAAGAAGAAUCAGCUUAUAGAAAGCAACCAAGGAGACCCCAAAGGCAAAUUCAUAAGACAGAUAUCCAUGUGGUUCCUGUACUCAGAGGUAGGCAACAACAACAGGCCGUCACACCAAUAGAAGAAGUCAAACCAUUUCCUAACUCAGAGGAAGGUGAAAAGAUUGCAGAAGGUGAAUUCCUCCAUACUCCUUUUCAUCUAACACCAACUCUUUACCGCACAUUAAGAAACCAGCACAAUCAGGAUACACUUAAAGAAGAUACUACAGAUUUAGAACAAUCAUUCUCUUUGCCCCCCUCUGUAUGCCGAACUUUACAGUACCAAAGACAGAGAAGUUGCUCAAGAGAAAACCUCCAAGACACGCAUGGAACCCUUCCUGUAAGCAACAAAAUAUUAAAAAAUCCAGGAAGUCCCCAAAUAAGAGCAUAUGAUGAAACCAGUUCAUCAGAACCCAUGAUAUUCAAUGAAGGAGAGUUUUCGCCAGCGAUGUCUCCAACGCUGAGACGUCAAAAGAAUGCAGAGCAAUCGUCUAAGGAACAAAUAAUCAGAAACCUAGUACGUCUGUCUAUGGUAGCAUUGGCAGAGAAAGAAGCAGUAGAACUCACAAUGCAAUCCCCACAUGUCCAGCAAAUUUCUCAGCUCUUGUCUCUGCUCCACCAAGGGCAAGUUCACCCCAAGACACUUCACAGAGGGAACAAAUACUCAUCUAAAACUGGCAGAUCUAUAGGACAAGAGGUGGACUGGCAGAGUACAAAGGACAGUGGGCAUGGUGAAAGUGAGGCUGGCGACUUGGAUUCUGAGGCAGGAGGAGAUUUUUCUGCUACCCAUCAAAUGGUAGAGGACAAUCUGGAGGCUCUUUUUGGUCCAUGUAUAGGUACAGAGACCAAUCGGUUGAGUGAUCUAGAUCCAGGGUGGAUUGCCCGUCUCUCCUUGCCUUUAGGCAACAACUACAAGGAGAAUAUCUUUACCCCAAGCACUCAAAUCACUCAGGAGCCUACAAUAACAGCAGCAGACAAAGAAGAUCUUAGAACCUUCCUAACAUUUGGUAAAGCUUCUGAUGGGUCACAAGAGAAUCGACUGGCCAGCACCUUCCUUUCUGAAAUGAGUUCUCUAUUUGAGAUGCUGUUAAUGCAGAAAGCUGAAUCUCAUGGAAACGCUACUUCCGAGGUCCUUAUGAGGCUGUCUUCUUGCAGCAAGAGUGUGGGCAUGGACAGUAAUAUAAGUGAUGGUCCCAAGAAUUAACAAGAAGACUGUUAACUGAGGGUCAAUAUAGAUGAUAGGGCAAGUGGAUCUAGCCCCCACCAUUGUGAUUUAUAUGGCACUUAGGAAUAAGAAGACUCUGAAUUCAUACUGACUGAAUGGAAGAACUGUAGAUAUAAGAUUGAAAGGGCAUUUGGCAACACUUGCUUGAAUUGAUGAAUAUGGAGUAUUGAUGACUUGUACAGUAUGGUCACUAAGAGUAGAAACUAGGAUUCUCUUAUUAUGCAAGACAGUAGAACAUAAC